Molecule: messenger RNA, 1293 nt
Organism: Myotis davidii
Lineage: Eukaryota; Metazoa; Chordata; Mammalia; Chiroptera; Vespertilionidae
Product: protein ZBED8-like
Exons: 2
Source: RefSeq, a predicted model, not a curated record
AUGGUCUUAGGAACUGAGACACCGCUCCUCUAUCCGUCUCCAGGCGGGUCUGCCCACAUGCAGUACCCAAAUAUGAGUACCCAGCAUGAUGACAUCAUCCCACCAACCCCAUCACAUACACCCCAUACAAAUGCAGGUGUACGUGACAGGGUUGGUGCCAUAAUAAAAUAUAGUGAGGAUUUUUUACAGUAUGGUUUUACCUCAGUAAUAAUAGGAGGAAUUGAGAAACCUCAAUGUGUUAUUUGUUGUAAGGUUCUAUCAGCCGAAUCUAUGAAGCCGAACAAACUAAAAUGCCAUUUAGAUAACAAGCAUCCGAGCUUUGCAGGCAAGGAUACCAACUAUUUUAGAAGUAAAGCUGAUGGACUCAAGAAAGCCAGACUUGACACUGGUGGCAAGUACCACAAACAAAACGUAGCAGCCAUCGAAGCUUCAUAUUUGGUGGCACUCGGAAUCGCCAGAACUAUGAAACGUCACACCAUUGCUGAGGAUUUACUAUUGCCAGCAGCCAAAGACAUUGUUCAAGUUACGAUCGGAGACAAAUUUGUUAUGAAAUUGAGUGCAAUUUCCUUAUCUAAUGAUAUUGUCCACAGAAGAAUGGAUGACAUGUCUACUGAUAUUCUUGAUUAGGUAAUCCAGGAAAUUAAAUCUGCUCCACUUCCAAUAUUUAGUAUCCAGCUUGACGAAUCUACAGAUGUUGCAAACUGUUCACAGUUACUGGAUUAUGUGAGGUAUAUUAAUGACGGUGACUUUAAAGAUGCGUUUCUUUUUUGCAAACCUCUUGAAACGACAAAUACUGCACAUGAUGUAUUUGACACAGUGGGUUCAUUUCUGAAAGAGCAUAAGAUCUCUUGGGAAAAGGUUUGUGGUGUUUGCACUGAUGGUGCUCUAGCUAUGCUAGGAUGUCGAUCUGGAUUUCAACGUUUGGUACUGAAUGAGUCACCAAAAGUCAUCGGAACUCACUCUAUGAUUCAUUGGCAAAUAUUAACAACGAAGACGCUGCCACAAAAGUUACAAGAAGUAAUGAAAAGUGUCAUAAGUUGUGUCAAGUGUGUAAAGGUGAGCAUUUUAAACAGUCGACUGUUUUCGCAACUGUGCAAUGAAUUGGAUGCGCCGAACAAUGCUCUGCUAUUUCACACUGAAGUGAGAUGGUUGUCGAGAGGAAACUUUUUAAAACGGGUUUUUGAGCUUUGUGAUGAACUCAAAACGUUUUUUAAUCAGAAAGCAAGACCGCAGUUCGAAGCACUUUUCAGCGAUAAAAGUGAACUGCAGAAAAUAGCUUACUUGGUUGACAUC